Molecule: messenger RNA, 3348 nt
Organism: Diabrotica virgifera virgifera (western corn rootworm)
Lineage: Eukaryota; Metazoa; Arthropoda; Insecta; Coleoptera; Chrysomelidae
Gene: Mvd
Product: diphosphomevalonate decarboxylase
Exons: 8
Coding region: 286-1449 (387 amino acids)
Biological process (GO): isopentenyl diphosphate biosynthetic process, mevalonate pathway; isoprenoid biosynthetic process
Cellular component (GO): cytosol
Molecular function (GO): diphosphomevalonate decarboxylase activity; ATP binding
Source: RefSeq, a predicted model, not a curated record
AAAAUUCAGAAAAAUAAAUUGUUAAGAUGAACUACUCCAAGUAGUUUGAACUACUUACCAUAUGAUGAUGACGUGUCAAGUGAACUACUAACCUGAACCAGUUCUUGAAAGAUGAAAGUAAACAAAAAUAUAAAAAAUAUUUAAAUUGAAUUGCAUUCAUUCAAAAUAAAUAGUUGUGUAGCGAGAAUCGUUGCUGGAACUAUACAUACCUGUAGUUAAAUAGUGUAUGUUACAUCAGAAAAACCUCUUCUUCAGUUUAAAACCAAGAUCGAUAUUCAAUACAAAAUGAAGAUAGUAACUGUUGAGGCACCUGUGAACAUAGCAGUCAUUAAAUACUGGGGAAAGAGGGAUGAAGAGUUAAUUCUACCAAUCAAUGAUUCAUUAAGUGCCACCCUCAGUACGGAUUUUAUGUGCGCUAAAACUACUAUCCUAGCUAGUCCGUUACUGAAAGAAGAUGUUUUUUGGUUGAAUGGCAAACAGCAAUCCCUUGACAAUCCAAGACUACAAAAUUGUUUAAAGGAAAUAAAACGAAGAACCAAUCUUGAGUCGCCAAUACUAAACUGGAACAUUUCAAUUUGUUCGAUAAACAACUUUCCUACUGCAGCAGGUCUGGCUUCUUCGGCAGCAGGAUAUGCUGGUCUAGUUGCUGCAUUGGCUGCUUUAUACAAUAUAGAAGGAGAUAUAACGGGGGUGGCAAGAGUAGGAUCUGGAAGCGCUUGUAGAAGUUUAUAUGGUGGAUGGGUUCAAUGGAACAAAGGGAUAACAUCGACUGGAGAGGAUUCCAUAGCACACCAAAUAGCUCCUCUAUCGCAUUGGCCAGAGAUGAAGGUAUUAAUACUGGUAGUGAACGACGAAAGGAAAAAAUACAGUUCAACUUCAGGAAUGAAGAAAAGUGUGGAAACUUCAGAGCUUCUGCCAUUUAGGGCGAAUACCGUAGUACCUAAGAGGAUAGAGGCUAUAAAGGAAGCCAUUUUGAAAAAGGAUUUUGAAACUUUUGCUGAAAUUACUAUGAAAGAUUCCAACUCUUUUCAUGCUAUUUGUUUGGAUACUCUUCCUCCCUGUGUCUACAUGAACGAUGUCUCCCACGCUAUAGUCGACGUUGUUCAUCAAUAUAAUGCAAUUAAGAAUUCACAUAAGGUUGCAUAUACGUUCGAUGCUGGUCCAAAUGCGUGCUUAUUCUUACUAGAAUCAGAGGUGGAUGAAUUUUUAUCUGUGAUCAAUUAUGUCUUCCAACCACCGACUGAUCUUAAAACUUUAGAAUAUAUAAGAGGUAUAAAAACAGAACCGAAGAUAAUUAAAGACGAGUUAAAAUUGUCAUUCGAACCAAAACAGCAGAAACCUGGGUUUCUUAAAUUUAUCAUACAUACGACCGUUGGAAAUGGUCCAAGAAUUAUAGAAGAUCCUGAAAAUCACUUAUUGACAAAUGAAGGUCUUCCAAAAGAUUUAUAGAUGUUAAAGUGAGAAGAAUUUGUAAACAGUGUGUCAAUUUGAAAAGGCCCCACCCUCUAUAAUUUGGUCCCUAUAGAAAAUCUAAAAAUAUGCAAAAACACCUCAAAUUUAUUUGUGAGGGUGACAUUUUCUAGACCAAUUUUCAACUAAAUUACAUCAACCCUCAAGCGGUGGCGGACACAAAUUAUAGAGGGUGGUACCUUUUCAAAGUAACUUUAAGUGGUAAUUCUACAUGAAAAAAUAAUGAUGGUUUGCUUUAUAAACAAAUGUCCGCAAAUGCUUCGUUUUCGAGAUACGGGGUGUUGAAAUUUUUAUUUCAAACUGCCAAUUUAUUUAUUGCUCUAAGACCGGUUGAGCUAUGAACAUGACAUUUGGUGGGUUUUAAGAAGUAGUUAUUGCGCAUUUUUUGACAUACAACUAUCAUCAUUGGCGCGCCUACGGAUAAUGGUCUGAAUUUUUUUAAAGAAAAAAAUAGUACGCCACUGAGAUAUUUCAAACUAAAAAUUAUUUUUUAAUGUCAUGUUUAAUUUAUGAUAGGAAUCGUUUCUUGACUUUUAUUGAUGUGGUGCACCGUUUUUAUGCAAAAAAAUAAAACAUCUUGGCGCGUAUUUUUCAUUUCCUAAUAAGAGUGCAUUAUCAAGAACUAUUUAAAUACUAAUCUAGAACAAUAACAGAAAAUGUUUCUAAUACGAUUUUAAAUAGGGGCAAAGCUACAACAAAUGUUCAAAAUGACUUUUCACUUAGAGAUGACAGAAGAAUUUUAUAUUUAUCAUUGGCGCGCGUACGGGUAAUGGUCUGAUUUUUUUUAAACAAAACAAUAGUACACCACUGAGAUAUGUCAAAUCAAAAAUCAUUUUUGAAUUCCUCGUUCAAUUUACGUCAAAAAAUCUUUGUUGCCAUUUUUUCAUAUGAGGCGCCGUUUUUAUGAAAAAAAAUAAACAAUCUUAACGUUUACAAAGUAUUUGAAAUAAGUUUCUAUGCCUAUGGAAACUACCUCGAAUACUUUGUAAACGUUAAGAUGUUUUAUUUUUUGUAUAAAAACGGCUCCUCAUAUGAAAAAUGACAGGAUAUACUUUUUGUCACAAAUUAGAGGAGGAAUUCAAAAAUGAUUUUUAAUGUGACAUAUGUCAGUGGCGUACUAUUUUUUUCUUUAAAAAAAAUUCAGACCAUUCCCGUAGGCGGCCAAUGAUGAAUAUAAAAUUCUUGUCACCUCUAAGUGAAGUCGUUUUUAACAUUUGUUGUAGCUUUGCACCUAUUUAAAAUCUUGUUAGUAAUAUUUUCUGUUAUUGUUCUAGUUUAGUAUUAUUAUAUUAAAUAGUUCUUGAUAAUGUAUUAAGAAGUAAAAAUACGCGCAAAGAUGUUUUAUUUUUUUGCAUAAAAACGGAGCACCAUAUGAAAAAGAGUCCAGAAAGGAUUUUUAUCAUAAAUGAACCAUAGAAUUUAAAAAUAAUUUUUAGUUUGAAAUAUCACAGUGGCGUACUAUUUUUUUCUUUAAAAAAAUUCAGACCAUUACCCGUAGGCGUGCCAAUGAUGAAUACAAAAUUCUUAAUUGUAUGUCAAAAUAUGCACAAUAACUACCUCUUAAAACCCACCAAAUUUCAUUUUCAUAGGUCAACCAGUCUUAGAGCAAUAAAUAAAUUGGCAGUUUGAAAUAAAAAUUUCAACACCCCGUAUCUGGAAAACGAAGCAUUUACGGACAUAUGUUUAUUGAGCAAACUGUCAUUAUUUUUUUAUGUAGAAUUACCCCUUAAAGUUUUUCAUACUUAUUUACUAACACCCUGUAUAAAUACAAAUAGGGGAUUUAUUUUCAUCUACAUUACGAAAUUUAGUUUGUAUAUGCUUACUUAGUGGUGCUUGAUUUUUUUAUGUCAUUAAUUUUAUAAUAAAAGACAUUUUUAA